UUCCGGAAGAAGAGGGCUUGAAGCGAGGUGGAGAUGAGAAAUCAUCAUCCGUAGUUGGUUCAGCCUGAUGCUACCUGUCGACGAAUAUUAUUAGAUGAACAGUCGACAUUUGUAAUUGUUUUACCUUUGUUAGGCGGCGCCAUGACCCUCUGACGCUCAAGAAUGGACAUAAGUUAACAAUGACGGGGGAGAAAAAGAAGAAGAAGCGGCUGAACCGCAGCAUUCUUCUGGCCAAGAAAAUUAUAAUAAAAGAUGGAGGAAGUCCUCAGGGAAUCGGUGAGCCCAGUGUUUACCAUGCCGUGGUGGUCAUCUUCCUGGAGUUUUUUGCGUGGGGUCUGCUCACCACCCCCAUGCUCACGGUAUUGCACCAGACGUUCCCCCAUCAUACGUUCCUGAUGAAUGGCCUCAUCCAUGGCGUCAAGGGUCUCCUGUCAUUUCUCAGCGCCCCCCUCAUCGGAGCCUUGUCGGACGUAUGGGGGCGCAAGUCCUUCCUGCUGCUAACGGUCUUCUUCACAUGCGCGCCCAUUCCGCUGAUGAAGAUCAGCCCGUGGUGGUACUUUGCCGUCAUCUCCAUGUCGGGCGUGUUCGCCGUCACGUUCUCUGUCAUUUUUGCGUACGUGGCCGACAUCACGCAGGAGCACGAGAGGAGCACGGCUUACGGUUUGGUGUCGGCCACCUUUGCCGCCAGCCUGGUCACCAGCCCGGCCAUCGGGGCCUACCUGUCGGAGGCCUACGGCGACACCUUGGUGGUGAUCCUGGCUACCGCCAUCGCGCUGCUGGACAUCUGCUUCAUCCUGGUGGCCGUGCCCGAGUCCCUGCCCGAGAAGAUGAGGCCGGCGUCGUGGGGAGCGCCCAUUUCCUGGGAACAAGCCGAUCCUUUCGCCUCUCUACGCAAAGUGGGCCAGGACUCCACGGUGCUGCUCAUCUGUAUCACAGUCUUUCUCUCCUACCUACCCGAGGCGGGCCAGUACUCCAGCUUCUUCCUGUACCUCAGACAGGUCAUCGGCUUUUCAUCAGCGACGGUGGCCGCCUUUAUCGCUGUGGUGGGGAUCCUCUCCAUAUUGGCUCAGACGGUGGUUCUGGGUGUCCUGAUGCGUUCCAUCGGGAAUAAGAACACCAUCCUCUUAGGCCUGGGCUUCCAGAUCCUCCAGCUGGCCUGGUACGGCUUCGGCUCGCAGCCCUGGAUGAUGUGGGCCGCCGGAGCCGUGGCGGCCAUGUCCAGCAUCACAUUCCCGGCCAUCAGCGCCAUUGUGUCCCGCAACGCCGAUCCCGACCAACAAGGUGUGGUCCAGGGCAUGAUCACGGGCAUCCGAGGUCUCUGUAACGGUUUGGGCCCGGCGCUCUACGGCUUUGUCUUCUACCUUUUCCACGUGGAGCUGACCGACGCGGACGGCUCGGAGAAAGGCGGCAAAUCCAACAUGUCCAAUCCGACAGACGAGAGCGCCAUCAUCCCCGGACCCCCUUUCCUCUUCGGCGCCUGCUCGGUGCUGCUCUCCCUGCUGGUGGCGCUCUUCAUCCCCGAGCACACGGGGCCCGGCGCGCGGCCCGGCGCCUACAAGAAGCACAGCAACGGGGCGCAGAGCCACUCCCACAGCCCGCAGGGCAGCGGCGCCGAGGGCAAGCAGCCGCUGCUGGAGGACAGCAGCGUAUAACCUCCGCAGCCUGGGGGUGGCGGCGGGGGCACCCCCCCCACCCUCCACCCUAACGAUACACUUUCAUAUAAGACUUGUUUUCGUGCAGCACAAGCAGGACUGUUGAAGAAGAAGAAGGCGUGUCCACUUUCUCUUGUUUGGGCCGUCGCUGGGCCACGCCCCCUCCUGGAAAACUCCUUUUGUGGCGGAAACCCAAAAAGCAGACCACUUAUCAGCAUUGAGAUUUAACCCCCCCCCCUUUUUUUUUUUGCUUUCUCCAUCCCACCAAUCACAAUCAACCGUUGCCUUGGAAGCGAUCCGAUAUGGAAGUAGGAGCGCAGAACGCCACAUAUCCACGCAUAUCACGCAACCUGCAUGACGGCCUCUGUAGUCUGGCGCCGUCGCUCCCCAAUCUCCCCCCCCUCCCCCCGUGUUGUCCUAAUGACGGCGUGUCGCCAUGGUGAUUGAUGUUUGCGGCGGAAGAAUGAAUGAAGUGGAUCCUGUGGUGCUAAAAAAAGCUGCGGCUAUACGCUACAGUGCUAUACUGUCAUAUCAAGUACAGCUGCACUGGUCGCCCUCCGACCCCCACCUCCGACCCCCCCCCCACACACACACACAUCUUGGACGUCUCAAGUGCAUUUCAGUGUACACACGGUUAGCCACGUUAGCCAACAUCACUGUAAAAACACAUCUGUGCCAAUGUAGUAUUUCUUUUAUGUGUUUCCAGUCUUUUUGUCUCCAUCUCUUGGUUUGCAGAUUGAAUGCUGUCUUUUUUUUUAUAUAUAUAUCUAUAUAUAUUUCUAUAUAAAUAUGUAUAGCCAUUUUUUUUUUUUUAAUCAUCUUUUCUUUUAAAGAACGCCCACGUCCAUCCCCUUUCACACACAACAAGCAUUUCACUCUCCGCCGGCACCUAAAGUUUUUUUUUUGCUUUCCUUCAGUAUCACUUUGUCAUGUUGAUGACAAACAGGACCAAACCUGUGACAAGCCCCGCCCCGCCCCCCCCCCCCCUCUGGGGUUCCACCCGUGUUUUCUGAUGACGAUUGCACAGGUCAUGGUGGAUGUCAAACAAGAAGUGGGGGAGGGCGAGGGGCGGCACCUCUUGUUUAGUUGUUUUCAUUAGGACCAUAUAAUUUGUGGCCUGGGACCCCUGACCCCCCGACCCCCCCAUUCCUCUUUCUCUCUGUGUGCCUAAAAAUUUAGCCAAGAAAUGAGAAUGGCAUGGUUAAGUCAAGGUGGUUAUUAUGUAAAUAUGGGAAACUAAUGAAGCUAUUUAUUAAAGGUUUAUUGUAAAAUUACAUUUGCAUUUUUAUUUAUUUUAUGUCUAUUUUUAGCUAACUUAUAUUAACUUGGUUUUUUGUGCUAGAAUGCACAGAGAAGGGAAAGAAAUGUGUUCAAGUUUCACAUAAAGAUUGCGAAACCCCCCCCCCCCCCAAAAAAGCGCAGUUCCCUUUUACAAACAUAUUAUUUCUACCAAAAGACACAUUUUAAAAAAAUAAAUUGUUGUCAUGGAAACAGCACAGCAAGGUAUCGGACCCAAAUCCAGCCAUACGGGGGCCACAUCACGUGUAUUGCUACCUCGCUCCUGAUUGGUUGGUUUCUUCCACUCAUGCUGUGUGUGUGUGUGUGUGUUUAAUAAUGUGAUGAUGUAAGCAAGAGGAGCAGCAGGUGGUAACCUUGGCUAGCGAGGAUAAUCAUAAUAAUAUUAGCCUGAUUCAUAAUAAGAGUCUUAUGUAAUCUGCGGGGCCUCCACUCCGGAGCUUGCUCACCUCACCUGAACCCACAACAGGUAAACUGAUCCUGAAUAAAAAAUGAUCCUUUAGAAUAAAUAAUUGCUAAAAACAAUUAAAAAAAAAAGACGAAAAAAUACAGGAAAUAAAGAAAAAAUAUGGAUGCAUAAAUGAAAAUAAAAAUCCAAAUGAUUUUCAUUCAUUCACUUUCUACCGCUUAUCCUCGCGGGGGUGCUGGAGCCUAUCCCAGCUGUCUUCAGUCGAGAGGAGGCGUACGCCCUGGACUGGUGGUAGCCAGCCAAUCAC
Messenger RNA from Doryrhamphus excisus (bluestripe pipefish), 3664 nucleotides. RefSeq names its product solute carrier family 71 member 1-2 (gene slc71a1-2). Gene Ontology annotation, molecular function: transmembrane transporter activity. The record is from RefSeq and is a predicted model, not a curated record. Gene Ontology annotation, cellular component: membrane. Lineage: Eukaryota; Metazoa; Chordata; Actinopteri; Syngnathiformes; Syngnathidae. Gene Ontology annotation, biological process: transmembrane transport.